GAUGCACUAGGAAGCGGGAACUUGCCCACAAAUGGUGAGUCACCCUGCAGGUCUAUAAAAGUAAAGGUGCUUGUCUGGGAGAAGGCAGAAGCUCCAGGCAUGUCCAUCACGAUGCUCCCGGGCGUCCUGGCUGCCGUGCUCUUCUUGAGCUGGACUCAAUGUUGGUCCCUGCCCCUUCCCAGCGAUGGCGAGGACGAUCUGUCCGAGGAAGACUUCCAGCUUGCCGAGCACUACCUGAAAUCCUACUACUACCCCCUGAAUCCCGCUGGAAUCCUGAAGAAGUCGGGCGCAGGCUCCGUGGUUGACAGGCUCCGAGAAAUGCAGUCCUUCUUCGGCUUAGAGGUCACUGGCAAACUUGAUGAUAACACCCUGGACAUCAUGAAGAAACCAAGAUGUGGGGUCCCCGAUGUGGGCGAGUACAAUGUUUUCCCCCGAGCUCUCAAGUGGCCCAAGACGAAUCUGACCUACAGGAUUGUGAAUUAUACCCCUGAUCUGACUCAUUCUGAGGUUGAAAAGGCAUUCAGAAAAGCCUUCAAAGUUUGGUCAGAUGUGACCCCUCUGAAUUUCACCAGACUUCACAAUGGCACUGCUGAUAUCAUGAUCUCUUUUGGAACUAAAGAACAUGGCGAUUUCUACCCAUUUGAUGGACCUUCCGGCCUGCUGGCUCAUGCUUUUCCUCCUGGGCCAAACUAUGGAGGGGAUGCCCAUUUUGAUGAUGAUGAAACUUGGACAAGUAGUUCCAAAGGCUACAACUUGUUCCUUGUUGCUGCCCACGAGUUUGGCCACUCCUUGGGCCUCGACCACUCCAAGGACCCGGGGGCACUCAUGUUUCCCAUCUACACCUACACGGGCAAGAACCACUUUAUGCUUCCUGAUGACGAUGUACAAGGCAUCCAGUCUCUCUACGGCCCAGGAGACGAAGACCCCAACCCGAAACAUCCCAAGACACCAGAAAAAUGUGACCCCGCCUUGACCCUGGAUGCCAUCACCAGCCUCCGAGGAGAAAUGAUGAUCUUUAAAGACAGAUUCUUCUGGCGCCUGCACCCUCAGCAGGUGGACGCCGAGCUGUUCUUGACGAAAUCCUUCUGGCCGGAACUUCCCAACCGAAUCGACGCCGCCUACGAACACCCCUCCCGGGACCUCAUCUUCAUCUUCCGAGGCAGAAAAUUUUGGGCUCUUAAUGGUUAUGACAUUCUGGAAGGUUAUCCCCAAAAAAUAUCCGAACUGGGAUUUCCAAAAGAGGUUAAGAAGAUCAGCGCAGCCGUCCACUUUGAAGACACAGGGAAGACGCUCUUCUUCUCGGGAAACCAGGUCUGGAGCUAUGAUGACACCAACCAGGUCAUGGAUAGAGACUACCCCAGGCUGAUAGAAGACGACUUCCCAGGCAUUGGUGAUAAAGUGGAUGCCGUCUACGAGAAAAACGGUUAUAUCUAUUUCUUCAGCGGGCCCGUGCAGUUUGAGUACAGCACCUGGAGCAAGCGUGUUGUGCGUGUCAUGCCAGCGAAUUCCCUGUUGUGGUGUUAAGUGUCUUCCACAUAUUGCUAUUUAAAUCCUGGUGAGCACUGGACAGAACACCUCCAGCGAUCCGGGUGUGGGGGAGGGGAGGUCGGGAGAGCUUAGUUCUGGGAACAAGCUUCAGUAACUUAUCUCAGAAUAGAGGGCAUCUGUACAGUGAGCCGUGGCUGGAACCACGGUGGAUUUGAAGGAACGGAAUCCAGCGGCUGCGAGGAUCACCUGAUUCUCGUGCGCUGCACGGAGCCACGGCCCACGCUAUUUCCCACCACAGACACGGGAGGUGCGCUGUGUCAAAGGGAGCACAAUGUUGAAAUGUAUUUAUAAGGACACUUUGUGCAGGCAUACAAGCAAGUCACAGUUAUGUAAUUAACGAAUCAUCUUUAUUAAAAAGUAUAAUAGUGUGUGAAUGGGGUCUGCGGGAAGCAUAUGAUACCAGGAACAGACAGAAACCCAAGGGGAGUAUCUGUAAUAAAGACAUUGUGGACAGCUUCCCAAAGCAGUGAUUUGGGUUUUGCACUGAGAAUAUUUGAAUGUAUGUGCCCCGUUCCUACUGACACUAGGAUCAGUCACCCCGGAUGAGACACAGGGCCCGAGGCCGAGGACAGUAGAAGUGGUCUGUGGGCUCGGUUUAAUUCUCGCUGUUGACCGUGAUCCCAGGCCUACCCACAAAGAAGAUAAAGACAGCCCAUCUCUCUUUGUAUUCAAACAUUCCUGGUCUCCCCCAAAUACCAAAGGAUUAAAAUGGCUAUCACAAUGAUCUAAGGUGUCAUUCUCCCAUAAAUCAACAGAUUCUUUAAGAUGAAAGGUAGUGCCUAGAUAAUGGCUCUAAUUGUCCCCUUCACCAUGGAUGGACAGGCUCUUUUCCAAAAAUAGAAAGUGUAUCUUGUAAAUUGGAAGCAUGCAAAAACAUACUUCCAAAAUAAGGAAACAUCCAAAAUAAAGAGAACAUCCCACUGGACUACAGUCCUCCUGCGGAUGUGGAAAUGAGCUUCUCCCUCUCCGUGCUGUCCUCUCCCCCUCGGGCACAGCUUACCUGCCCCACGUGGGGAGCUCGCUGAACGGGGGAAUGGCCACAAGCGAUCUCGGACGUGCUGGGACCUCUUGUUCACAGAAGUUCAGGCAAAGAAAAGAAAGUGUAUGGUAUUUGCAAGAUGUAUCAGGAAGCACUUAUACUGUUUAUAAUA
Messenger RNA from Neogale vison (American mink), 2699 nucleotides. RefSeq names its product matrix metallopeptidase 13 (gene MMP13). The transcript is spliced from 10 exons. NCBI's taxonomy places the organism in Eukaryota, Metazoa, Chordata, Mammalia, Carnivora, Mustelidae. The record is from RefSeq and is a predicted model, not a curated record. Gene Ontology annotation, cellular component: extracellular matrix. Gene Ontology annotation, molecular function: metalloendopeptidase activity; zinc ion binding. Gene Ontology annotation, biological process: proteolysis; extracellular matrix organization; collagen catabolic process. The coding region runs from base 100 to 1524 and encodes 474 amino acids.